AUGAAAGCAGGAGGUGCAAAGUGUGAAGCUGAGGGCUGCGAAGGUCAUCGGCUACCGCAAUUACAAACCUUAAACUUUACCAACUCGAAUGAUUUUGUGGGAGCUGAUUGUGAAUCAGCCUUUGCAACGAAAGAUAACACCCUGGAUUGUCCGCCCAAUGAAAACUCUCAGCUGGGUUCCAGUGGUGAAAGCAUUAAAAGAAUUAUUAUGCGCUUGAAACAGAGUGCGACCGAGGUAAUCAAAGCAAUGCAUUCGCCUGAAGAAGCCUUGAAUAACGAAGUAUCUUUAAAGGCGCUCGCUUGCAUGCCUUCGCCGUUGAGCAACGUGUCGAAGGAUUCAAAGCACCAGUGGUGUGAUCAGACGAAAUCCAAUGCUCCUCAAAGGCGCGUUCAAUGUCCAUUCAACAUGGAAGCACAAACUAUCGUCUACAAUCCUUCCACAGAAAGUAACCGACGAUGUGGGCAAUUCGGGCCAUACAGUACUUGCGACCAGUUGAUAACUCCAGCAUCUAGUAUGUCAAGGGAAAAUACUAGCGGUAAGGCAGCAUUGCCUGCCUGUAAACGAAACUGCCUCUCAUCAGCCGAUGAGACGAUGCAAUCGCUACGUACUGCAGCGUGUGAAAUAGAAAAAGUCAUGAAAAGUAUUGGUGCAUCGACGGUGAAUUGUCCAGCACAAGCAGGCUCAACAGUCCUUGAAUGCGGCACGACAACGAGGUCGGCAUCGCGACAUGCAGUGGACAAUGCAGAUUCGAAAGCAGAGUCUUCUCCGUAUUCGCCUACAUUCUUAGACUCACCCCAGUUGCGUGAUUGGAUAGAGCUUCUUCAAAAUCUCGCUCGGUGUAUGCAACCGAAUGCCCAAUUUCCUAAUAGUGACCUCAAGUGCAUGAUCAUGUGUACAGUGAAUAUUCUACAGGAUAUUCAAAAGUCAAUGGAUAACCUGGAUUCCGAAGCCUGCACUGUACAUGAAUUACAGCAGAGGACCAAUGGUCAAUGCAAUGAAUUUGUGGACAAAUCAACUGUAAUCCGUCCAAAUGAAAAAGAACUCACGGGGUCACUUCUACUGUGCAGGCUAAUGGAAAUAUUUGAAAAGCUUAUUCUCUCCAUGCGACCAAAUGCAGCUCCUCUACGCCAUGAUCUUGGAUCAUCGCUCUCCUGCUCAUUGUCGAUCAUAAGGGAUAUAAUUCAAACUGAGUGUCUUGAGUCACGCAAGCUUCAGACAAUUGGUAAAAUUUUGAAAUGUCUUCAAAGUGAAAUCUGUCGACAAGUUGGAGAGAAUUCGGAUAUCCUGCCAAAAAUACGUGAAAUUCAGGAGAUACUUCAAAUCUUGGACAGUGAAGCCGCUAUAGACAGACAGUGCGUACCUACCCAACAUGAUAUGACAUUGCAAAAGACGACUCAACUCUCAAACAUUAUUAUGGAGAUUCAAAAGCUCCUCCUCUGCAGCAGACCAGACGUGGUGUUUCCAGAUUGCGAUGUUCAAUCCACGAUUAUUUGCAUAAUGCUAUUUCUGAAGGAUAAUAUUCAGUCGGGAAUUCUCAAUGUCAGUACUUCAGAGAAGGUAGCACAGCAACUGCAAAGUCUUGAAGGUGAAAUAUUGAAGCAAGGCUUGCACAAUUCGAGACUGAUAGAUAGUAUUUGCGAAGUGCAACAAUAUAUUAAAAAAAUUAAUAGCUCGAGAGCGAUUAAUCAUUUGGAUCCCUGUCGAUUGCAAUUAAAAGAGACGCCUAUUUUGAGCAAGAUCGUAGUAAUACUUCAAAGGGCCAUCCAGCACAUCAAAGAUGAUGCCAACUUUCCAACUUGUGACUUGGAAUUGAGAAUUUUAGGCUUACUGAAAAUGUUGAAGGGCGCACUCCAGUUGGUGCGUCCUGAUGACAAGGUUUUGAAAAGGUUGGAAAAGAUUAUGCGAUGUCUUGAAUGUGAGGUGUCCAAGCAAGGUUUGCAACAGUCCGAUAUUGGUGCAGCUGUCCUUGAAGUUCAACAGAUUCUACUGAAACUGCAGGAUGCAUGUGACCAGGGCCUUGGUGCAAUUAAGGAGACGCCUCAGCUGAACGAAGUAAUAGCGAAACUUCGCGAAUUCAUUCAAUGCAUGACACCAAAUGUCUGUUUUCCAGAAAAUGACACUGAAACUAUGGUUAUUGCAUUACUAAAUGCUCUAAAGAAAGUAAUUACACCGACAAGCACCAUGCCUGACACAGUGGAAAGAGUGCUGGAACUGCUGAAGGUUCUAGAAUGUGAGGUGCGUAAUCAAGGGGUUGGUGAGUCUAAGGUUUCAGCCUGCAUUCACGAGAUUCAAUGCAGUCUAGCACAAAUUACAACUUCAAAUGCUCCGCAGAUACCCAGCAAUGAGUCUAUUAAGAGGGCUUUGAACGCCUUAGUUACCGCCAAUACUUGCAUCAAAAACUUGGAACACAUGCUAUGUCAGUAUGUUGAAACGCCUCCACAGUCUAAGAAUGUGCCCGUUGGAAGAGUAGUCGAAUACAGCGGGACUUAUCCUUGUAAUCAAGAAGAAAUAUCACCCCCUUCUGCUGAAGCCCCCCUUCCCGUUGAAUACACUGGAACUGCCCAAAACGAUCAUCCCUUUGAACAUGAUGAAGCGCCAGCAGCAGCUGAUGGCCUAACAGUCGAACAGGCCUUAAAUGCCGGUCCACCUAAUAGUGACAAACCAUCACCAUCUUCUGCCGACUAUCCUGAUGGCCAGCCAGUUGAGUACAGUGGGACCUCUCUGAAGCCCUACCCCUUUACUCACGAUGAAUGGCAGAUCGCUGAAGCAAAUGGGACUAUUUUCUCGGGAGCCCGAUCAAACAAUCUAUCCGACCGUUUUGCCGAACCAGGAGUAAGCGGCAACAGUCAGAAUAGCGAUAACAGCAAAAACCAAAACAACAUUCAUGAAUGGAAUACUGACGAGUGUUUGAAAGAACCUCACUCAGAAUAG
Molecule: messenger RNA, 2931 nt
Organism: Echinococcus granulosus
Lineage: Eukaryota; Metazoa; Platyhelminthes; Cestoda; Cyclophyllidea; Taeniidae
Exons: 1
Coding region: 1-2931 (976 amino acids)
Source: RefSeq, a predicted model, not a curated record